AUGGCCUGCAAGUACUCGACACUCAUCGACUCCUCCCUGUAUGACAGGGAAGGUCUUUGCCCUGGAAUUGAUCUCAGGAGGCAUGUAGCCAGUGAGCUUGAAGAGGUUGGUGCUUUCAGGGCCCAAGAAGACUGGCGCCGCUUGGUUGGUCCCCUUCCAAAGCCUUAUGCGGGCCUCUUAGGUCCCGACUUUAGCUUCAUAACUGGCGCGGUGCCCGAGUGUCACCCAGAUAGAAUGGAGAUCAUCGCUUAUGCACUGGAGUUUGGUUUCAUUCAUGACGAUGUCAUCGAUACGGAUGUCAACGAUGCCUCAUUGGAUGAGGUGGGACAUGCCUUAAAUCAAAGUCAAACUGGCAAGAUCGAAGAUAGGGGCUCCGAUGGAAAGCGUCAAAUCGUCACUCAAAUCAUCCGCGAAAUGAUGGCAAUUGAUCCAGAGAGAGCGAUGAAUGUCGCUAAGAGCUGGGCCUCUGGCGUCCGACAUUCAAGCAGACGGAAGGAGGACACGAACUUUAAGACACUUGAGGAGCAUAUCCCCUACAGGGCCCUCGACGUCGGGUACAUGCUCUGGCACGGCCUCGUCACCUUUGGCUGCGCAAUUACAGUUCCCGACGAAGAGGAAGAAGAGGCAAAGAGGCUUAUCAUACCUGCGUUGAUCCAAGCGUCGCUGCUGAACGAUCUCUUCUCCUUCGAGAAGGAAAAGAACGACGCUAAUGUCCAGAACGCUGUCUUGAUUGUCAUGAAUGAGCAUGGGUGUAGCGAAGAAGAAGCAAGAGAUAUCCUCAAGAAGCGCAUCCGCCUUGAAUGUGCCAACUACGUCCGCAAUGUCAAAGAGACCAAUGCGCGGGCGGAUGUCAGUGAUGAGCUGAAGAGGUACAUCAAUAUCAUGCAGUAUACCCUUUCUGGCAACGCAGCCUGGAGUACGAAUUGCCCGCGGUACAACGGACCUACCAAGUUUAAUGAGUUGCAGUUGCUGAGAGGCGAGCACGGCCUGGCGAAAUACCCGUCAAGGUGGUCACAGGAGAACAGAACCAGCGGCCUCGUUGAGGGUGAUUGCCACGAAUCCAAGCCAAACGAGCUGAAGAGGAAGAGGAAUUGCGUCAAUUUACCGGACUUGAGUGAUAAGGUUAUUCUCCAACCAUACCGGUACCUUACCUCCCUCCCCUCCAAGGGUUUCCGAGACCAAGCCAUAGACUCUAUCAAUAGAUGGCUGAAGGUCCCCCCGAAGUCGGUGAAGAUGAUCAAAGACGUCGUCAAGAUGCUGCAUAGUGCAUCUCUCAUGCUCGAUGAUCUCGAAGACAACUCUCCACUACGUCGCGGCAAGCCCUCUACCCAUAGCAUCUACGGCAUGGCCCAGACAAUCAAUAGCGCAACGUACCAAUACAUCACAGCUACAGAUAUAACCGCCCAACUCCAGAACCCAGAAAACUUUCGUAUUUUCGUUGAAGAGUUACAGCAGCUGCACGUGGGGCAGAGCUAUGACCUCUACUGGACGCACAACACGCUCUGCCCAACCGUCGCUGACUAUUUGAAAAUGGUUGAUAUGAAGACGGGCGGUCUAUUUCGCAUGUUGACGCGGAUGAUAAUCGCCGAGAGUCCGGUCGUCGACAAGGUUUCUAACAGUGAUAUGAAUCUGUUCAGUUGCCUCAUUGGACGCUUCUUCCAGAUCCGCGACGACUAUCAAAAUCUCGCUUCAGCUGACUACGCAAAGGCGAAGGGGUUUGCCGAGGAUCUCGACGAAGGGAAGUAUUCCUUCACGCUGAUCCACUGCAUUCAGACUCUGGAGUCAGAGCCCGAGCUCGCGGGGGAGAUGAUGCAGUUGCGGGCGUUCCUUGUGAAGAGAAGGCAUGAAGGCAAGCUUAGCCAAGAGGCCAAGCGAGAGGUGUUGGCGACCAUGAAGAAAACGGAAAGCCUGCAGUACACACUCAGCGUUCUGCGGGAACUGCACGGUGAGUUGGAGAAGGAAGUUGAAAAUUUAGAGGCGAAGUUUGGCGAGGAGAACUUCACACUCAGAUUGAUGCUAGAGUUGCUGAAGGUGUAA
Aspergillus thermomutatus is the source of this 2037-nucleotide messenger RNA. RefSeq names its product bifunctional terpene synthase/polyprenyl synthetase family protein. The record is from RefSeq and is a predicted model, not a curated record. The transcript has 5 exons. The coding region runs from base 1 to 2037 and encodes 678 amino acids. Gene Ontology annotation, biological process: isoprenoid biosynthetic process. Gene Ontology annotation, molecular function: prenyltransferase activity. Lineage: Eukaryota; Fungi; Ascomycota; Eurotiomycetes; Eurotiales; Aspergillaceae.